This is a messenger RNA of Paramisgurnus dabryanus, 17300 nucleotides long. RefSeq lists its product as uncharacterized. Gene Ontology annotation, biological process: cell adhesion; positive regulation of neuroblast proliferation; central nervous system development. Gene Ontology annotation, molecular function: calcium ion binding; hyaluronic acid binding. The record is from RefSeq and is a predicted model, not a curated record. Gene Ontology annotation, cellular component: perineuronal net; synapse. NCBI's taxonomy places the organism in Eukaryota, Metazoa, Chordata, Actinopteri, Cypriniformes, Cobitidae.
UACGGCGCUGCACAGAGGCAUUGUUCAAGCGGAGAAAGGAAUAACGCGCAAUUUUGCAGACAUCAGGACACGUCUAAAGAUUUUAAUGUGGGCUCAUUGUGAGUUGGGAUUAUAGCAUUCGAUUUUCUUUGGAAUUAUAACUUCUAGGAAAGAAAGAAGAUGUUGCUAAAUAUAAAACAUAUAUUUUGGUUUAUCUGCAUAUGCCAAACAACAACUGGACCUGUCUCUAGCACAUUAAUGGUGAUGGGUCCUGUCAGUGGAUUGUUAUCUGGGAAAGUGACCCUUCCAUGUCACUUCUCCAACAUUCCCACUGUUGCACCUAGCAACAUAGGAAAAGAUUACCUGCGCAUCAAAUGGACCAAAAUUGAGGGGGAUGUGGAGUCAACUGUUCUUGUCGCCCAAAAUGGCGUUAUUAAGAUUGGUUCAGGAUACCGGACUCGUGUUUCUGUGCCCAGUCACCCAGAAGACGUCGGGGAUGCUUCUUUAACAAUGGUAAAACUUCGGGCCAGUGAUGCUGGAACUUACCGCUGUGAAGUGAUGUUUGGAAUUGAGGACACACAAGAUACAGUCAGUUUAGAUGUUGAUGGCGUAGUGUUUCACUACAGGUCUCAUAUAAGCAGAUACAGUCUGAACUAUGCAGAAGCUGUGCAGACCUGUAAGGAUAUUGGAGCCACCAUCGCAACAGCAGAACAACUGAAAGCAGCUAAUGAGGAUGGUUUUGACCAAUGCGAUGCUGGGUGGUUAGCAGAUCAAACAGUGAGAUAUCCAAUCACUAAUCCAAGGCCUGGCUGCUUUGGGAAUUUGCUUCAAAAACCGGGUGUCAGAUCAUAUGGUCCACGUAACCCCACUGAAACUUUUGAUGUGUACUGCUAUGUGGACAAGCUUGAGGGAAAUGUUUUCUUUGCCCCCACCAUGCGUAAGAUGACUUUUAUUGAGGCCAAGGCUGAGUGUGAAAGCAGGAAUGCUGUGCUGGCCUCUCCGGGUCAACUUCACGCCGCCUGGAGACAGGGUCUGGACCGAUGCGAUUAUGGGUGGCUCUCUGAUGGCAGUGCCCGUCACCCUGUCUCUGUACCCAAACUUAAGUGUGGUGGUGGUCUGCUGGGAAUACGGACCAUGUAUCGCCACCGAAACCAAACAGGCUUCCCAGAUCCCAAUUUGAAGUUAGGAGCAUACUGUUUCAAAGGUUUUAAGUUUUUAUUCAACCAGUCCUCUUGGGUGGAUGUCACGGUCAUUAAUGCUACCACUGUGGAGCCCACCCUCACUACAGAGACCACAGUCCAGACGGAUGCUUCUGAUGAUGACCAGUUUUUUACAAACGUUUCUGAUGGUCAGGCCCCAACAGAUCCCCCUUAUAUGUUUUCUACAAGCAUGGCACCACCAAAGACAAGCCCUGUUUCUAACAAUCUGGAAUCUUUCAAAACACCCACAGUCGGUGUCAAAUCAGAGGAAAGUUUCUCAUCAACACUUUCAGAUUUUGAUAUUAGUGAUUUUGAAACUCAGACGAUUGAUGAAAAAGUAAAAGAUGUAGUAAAAGAUGUUCGUGGCGAUGUAGUCCUCGAAGAACCUACAACUGCUGUCCCCGCUACCACAGAAGCCGUUAUGGAUAUAAUGACAGAGACAACUUUUUUUGAGAGUGCUAAGUCUACUGUGUUCUCUGAGUAUGACGACAAUUUCAUUGAAGGCAAAGUUAUGGCAGAACCCUCACCUCAUCUGUUCGCACAGACAUUCACCAGCCAAGAAACUGAACCUACAGUGACCUCUAAUGGAUCUGAAGUUCCUGACCGAACAGUGACAGGAACACCUUCGCCUUCUGAUCAUGCAACAUCACACGAGAAAGCGGCUUCAGACGCUUUAGAGACACCCAAGGAGACACUAACAGAGGCCAAGGACACCAUCACAGAGGCCAGACAUCUCAAAUCAGUUAGUCAAAGUCCGGUGACUUUUGAGUUUCAGUCAUCACAGCGCAUGGUCGAACCUGAGGUACCCGAGGAUGAUGACUUCAUUUCCCCUCUACCUAUCAGUAUGGCUCCAGAUCUGAGAUUCAUAAAUGGAAAUUAUGAGGUGACACUUCAGCCCAAAAAUGUAGUGUUAGAAGUUAGAGGAGAUACAUUUGGAAGAGAGUCCCAUGUUAAACACAACUUGACCCAUACCAAAGAAGAGGAAACAACUUUUGAAUUUGAUAGUUCAUUAGUAGAAGCUGGUAAAACACCUCAAGGAAUAUCAGUUUCAGGACUUUACAUGGUUUCUCCCUUGUUCACCACAACCCUUGAUCCAGAAAAUAAAUUUGGCCAAGGAUCAACAGUAGUAGACUCUACUCCAGUAUCCACUCCCUUGGCAAUCAGUGAGGAAGAGACUCUCAAAGUGAAAGGAACUCCAAGCAUUUCAUUCUCUACCGAAAAACACUUCUCUGUGAAAGAGACUUUGUUCACUUCUGCACAGACAGAACAUGUAGAUGAGAAAUUAUCUGCCAGCACUGUCCCAAGCACAGUUCCAUCAGAGAUGACAACAAAGACUGUGAUGUCACCAUCAAGUUAUGCAUCAGUUCAAUCAUCCACAGAAAUUGACAGUUCAGAGGAGACCUCUGAAAUAUUUAGUAAAAAAAUCACAACAAGUUCUUCAUUGUUGACUACAACCAAAUCAGACAAAGAACUCACAAAAUCAGAAUCUGAUGCAACAGUUUCAGUCUUGAUACCCAGCUCAACAAGGGCUCAGACCCCAGACGAUCAGACAACUGAAACACAUACCAUACAGCCUUUUUCUACUCUAGACUCUACUCUCAAAGUGCAAACUGUUGAACUCUUGAGCACAGGAAGCACAGUCACAAGUCUAGAUGAAAUGUCUCCCAGUUCAUUUACAAGAGGGACUGAGACAGAGGCAACAGAGCUAUCAGCAAAGCCAUCAGAGUCCACCAUUGUUGAUGUUUCAGAGACCCUGUUUUCCUCUGCACAGACAGAACAUUUAGAUGAGAAAUUAUCUGAAAGUGCAAUCACAAGCACAUUUACAUCAGAAAUGACAGCAAGAGAUAUGCUAUCAUCAUCAAGUUUUACAUCAGUUCUAUUCUCUACAGAAAUUGAUGGUCCGGGAGAUGCGACGUCUGAGAUGCUUAGUAAAGGGUUCACAACAACAAGUUCUUCAUUGUUCACCACAACCAAAUUAGAUCAAGACUUCACAAAAACAACAUCCAAUGCAACAGGUUCGGUAUCAAUGCCUAGCUCAACAAGUGCCCAGACUGCAGACUAUCAGACAAUUGAAACACAUACCUGGCAGCCUGUGUCCACACAAGAAUCUACUCUAACAGCAAGUACCUCUAAGCCAUUGAUCACAGGAAGCACAGUCACAAGUCAAGAUGAUAAAAUAUCUCACAGCUCAGUUACCACAGGCUCUCUGGCAGAAACAACAGAGUUAUUAGCAAAGCCAUCAGAGUCCACCAUUGCUGAUGUUUCAGACAAUGUGUUCUCUUCUGCACAUACAGCAGAUUUAAAUAACAAAUCAUCUGAAAGUGCUGUCACAACCACAUAUACAUCAGAGAUGAUGACAAAAACAUAUGUUUUAUUACCAUCAAGUUUUGCAUCAGCUUUAUCAUCCACAGAAAUGGACGGUUCAGGAGAUGCGACGACUGACAUGCUUAGCAAAGGGUUCACGACAACAGAUUCUUUAUUGUUCACCACAACCAGAUCAGACCAAAAACUCACAGAAACAGCAUCGGACGCAAAAGAUUUAGUCUCAAUGCUUAGCUCAACAGACAAUCAGACAACUGAAACAUAUACCAGACAGCCUGUGUCAACACUAGACUCUACUCUAACAGCAAGUACCCCUGAGUCAAUGAGCACAGGAAGCACAGUCACAAGUCAAGAUUAUAAAAUUUCUCACAGCUCAGUUACCACAGGCUCUCUGAUAGAAGCAACAGAGUUAUCAGCAAAGACAUCAGAUGGCACCAUUGUUGAUGUUUCAGAGACUCUGUUCGCCUCUGCACAGACAGAACAAUUAGAUGAUAAAUUAUCUAAAAGCACUGUCACAAGCACAGUUGCAUCAGAGGCAACAUCAAAAGAUAUGCUAUCAUCAUCAAGUUUUAAAUCAGUUCUAUUCUCUACAGAAAUGGAUGGUUCAGGAGAUGAGACAUCUGAGAUUCUUAGUAAAGGGUUCACAACAACAAGUUCUUUAUUGUUCACCACAACAAAAUCAGACAAAGAACUCACAGAUGCAGCAUUCGGUGCAACAGGUUCAGUAUCAAUGCCUAGCUCAACAAGUGCCCAGACUGCAGACGAUCAGACAACUGAAACACAUACCAGGCAGCCUGUGUCCACACUAGACUCUACUCAAACAGCAAGUACCUCUGAGUCAGUAAGGACAGGAAGCACAGUCACAAGUCAAGAUGAUAAAAUAUCUCACAGUUCAAUUACCACAAGUACUGUCACAGAGGCAACAGAGCUUUCAGCAAAGCCAUCAGAGUCCACCAUUGUUGAUGUUUCAGAGACUCUGUUUUCCUCAGCACAUACAGAACAAUUAGAUGAUACAAUAUCUAAAAUUACUGUCACAAGCACAGUUGCAUCAGAGACAACAUCAAAAGAUUUGCUAUCAUCAUCAAGUUUUACAUCAGUUCGAUUCUCUACAGAAAUUGAUGGUUCAGGAGAUGUGACAUCUGAGAUGCUUAGUAAAGGGUUCACAACAACAAGUUCUUCAUUGUUCACCACAACCAAAUCAGAAAAAGAACUCACAGAUGCAGCAUCCGAUGCACAAGGUUCAGUAUCAAUGCCUAGCUCAACAAGUGCCCAGACUGCAGACGAUCAGACAACUGAAACACAUACAAGGCCGCCUGUGUCCACACUAGACUCUACUCUUACAGCAAGUACCUCUGAGUCAGUAAGGACAGAAAGCACAGUCACAAGUCAAGAUGAUAAAAUAUCUCACAGUUCAAUUACCACAAGUACUGUCAUAGAGGCAACAAAGCUUUCAGCAAAGCCAUCAGAGUCCACCAUUGUUGAUGUUUCAGAGACUCUGUUCUCCUCAGCACAUACAGAACAAUUAGAUGAUACAAUAUCUAAAAUCACUGUCACAAGCACAGUUGCAUCAGAGACAACAUCAAAAGAUAUGCUUUCAUCAUCAAGUUUUACAUCAGUUCGAUUAUCUACAGAAAUUGAUGGUUCAGGAGAUGUGACAUCUGAGAUGCUUAGUAAAGGGUUCACAACAAUAAGUUCUUCAUUGUUCACCACAACCAAAUCAGACAAAGAACUCACAGAUGCAGCAUUCGAUGCAACAGGUUCAGUAUCAAUGCCUAGCUCAAGAAGUGCCCAGACUGCAGACGAUCAGACAACUGAAACACAUACCAGGCAGCCUGUGUCCACACUAGACUCUACUCUAACAGCAAGUACCUCUAAGUCAAUAAGCACAGAAAGCACAGUCACAAGUCAAGAUGAUAAAAUAUCUCACAGCUCACUUUCCACAGGCUCUUUGACUGAAGUAACAGAGUUAUCAGCAAAGCCAUCAGAGUCCACCAUUGUUGAUGUUUCAGAGAUCCUGUUCUCCUCUGCACAGACAGACGAUAUAGAUAAGAAAUCAACUAAAAGCACUGUCACAAGCACAGUUUCAUCAGAGACAACAUCAAAUUAUAUUCUAUCAUCAUCAAGUUUUGCAUCAGCUUUAUCAUCCACAGAAAUGGACGGUUCAGGAGAUGUGACAUCUGAGAUGCUUAGCAAAGGCUUCACAACAACAGAUUCUUUAUUGUUCACCACAACCAGAUCAGACCAAGAACUCACAGAAACAACAUCUGAUGCAACAGGUACAGUCUCAAUUCAAAGCUCAACAGGUGCUGAGACAACAUACGAUCAGACAACUGAGACACAUACCAGGCAGCCUGUGUCAACACAAGACUCUACUCUAACAGCAGGUACCUCUAAGCCAUUGAGCACAGGACGCACAGUCACAAGUCAAUAUGAUGAAAUAUCUCACAGCUCAGUUACCACAGGCUCUCUGACUGAAGCAACAGAGUUAUCAGCAAAGCCAUCAGAGUCCACCAUUGCUGAUGUUUCACAGACUCUGUUCUCCUCUGCACAGACAGAACAUUUUGAGGAGAAAUUAUCUGAAAGCAAAUCAGAGACAACAUCACAAGACAUGCUAUCAUCAUCAUCAAGUUUUACAUCAAUUCUAAUUUCAACAGAAAUUGACGGUUCAGGAGAUGCACCCUCUGAGAUGCUUAGUAAAGGAUUCACGACAACAAGUUCUUCAUUGUUCACCACAACCAAAUCAGACAAAGAACUCACAGAUGCAGCAUCCGAAGCAACAGGUUCAGUAUCAAUGCCUAGCUCAACAAGUGCCCAGACUGCAGAUGAUCAGACAACUGAAACACAUACCAGGCCGCCUGUGUCCACACUAGACUCUACUCUAACAGCAAGUACCUCUGAGUCAAUAAGCACAGAAAGCACAGUCACAAGUCAAGAUGAUAAAAUAUCUCACAGCUCACUUUCCACAGGCUCUUUGACUGAAGUAACAGAGUUAUCAGCAAAGCCAUCAGAGUCCACCAUUGUUGAUGUUUCAGAGAUCCUGUUCUCCUCUGCACAGACAGAAGAUAUAGAUAAGAAAUCACCUAAAAGCACUGUCACAAGUACAGUUGCAUCAGAGACAACAUCAAAUGAUAUGCUAUCAUCAUCAAGUUUUGCAUCAGCUUUAUCAUCCACAGAAAUGGACGGUUCAGGAGAUGCGACGUCUGAGAUGCUUAGCAAAGGCUUCACAACAACAGAUUCUUUAUUGUUCACCACAACCAGAUCAGACCAAGAACUCACAGAAACAACAUCUGAUGCAACAGGUACAGUCUCAAUUCAAAGCUCAACAGGUGCUGAGACAACAUACGAUCAGACAAAUGAAAUACAUACCAGGCAGCCUGUGUCCACACAAGGCUCUACUCUAACAGCAGGUACCUCUAAGCCAUUGAGCACAGGAAGCACAGUCACAAGUCAAUAUGAUGAAAUAUCGCACAGCUCAAUUACCACAGGCUCUCUGACUGAAGCAACAGAGUUAUCAGCAAAGCCAUCAGAGUCCAUCAUUGUUGAUGUUUCAGAGACUCUGUUCUCUUCUGCACAGACAGAACAAUUAGAUAAUACUUCAUCUAAAAUCACUGCCACAAACACAGUUACAUCAGAGACAACAUCAAAAGAUAUGCUAUCAUCAUCAAGUUUUACAUCAGUUCUAUUUUCUACAGAAAUUGAUGGUUCAGGAGAUGCAACAUCUGAGAUGCUUAGUAAAGAGUUCACAACAACAAGUUCUUCAUUGUUCACCACAACCAAAUCAGACAAAGAACUCACAGAUGCAGCACCCGAUGCAACAGGUUCAGUAUCAAUGCCUAGCUCAGCAAGUGCCCAGACUGCAGACUAUCAGACAACUGAAACACAUACCAGGCAGCCUGUGUCCACACUAGACUCUACUCUAACAGCAAGUACCUCUGAGUCAAAAAGCAUAGAAAGCACAGUCACAAGUCAAGAUGAUAAAAUAUCUCACAGCUCAUUUUCCACAAGCUCUUUAACUGAAGCAGCAGAGUUAUCAGCAAAGCCAUCAGAAUCCACCAUUGUUGAUGUUUCAGAGACUCUGUUCUUCUCUGCACAGACAGAAGAUAUAGAUAAGAAAUCAUCUGAAAGCGCUGUCACAAGCACAGUUGCAUCAGAGCCAACAACAGAAUAUAUGCUAUCAUCAUCAAGUUUUGCAUCAGCUUUAUCAUCCACAGAAAUGGAUGGUUCAGGAGAUGCGACAUUUGAGAUGCUUAGCAAAGGGUUCACAACAACAGAUUCUUUAUUGUUCACCUCAACUAGAUCAGACCAAGAACUCGCAGAAACAACAUCCGAUACAACAGGUACAGUGUCAAUUCAAAGCUCAACAGGUGCUGAGACAACAGACGAUCAGACAACUGAAACACAUACCAGGCAGCCUGUGUCCAGAAAGGAUUCUACUCUAACAGCAGGUACUUCUAAGCCAUUGAGCACUGAAAGAACAGUCACAAGUCAAGAUGAUAAAAUAUUUCGCAGUUCAAUUACCACUGGCUCUCUGACAGAAGCAACAGAGUUUCCAGCAAAGCCAUCAGAGUCCACCAUUGUUGAUGUUUCAGAGACUCUGUUCUCCACUGCACAGACAGAACAUUUAGAUGAUAAAUUAUAUAAAAGCACUGUCACAAGCACAGUUGCAUCAGAGACAACAACAAAAGAUAUGCUAUCAUCAUCAAGUUUUGCAUCAGCUUUAUCAUCCACAGAAAUUGAUGGUUCGGGUGAUGCGACUUCUGAGAUGCUUAGUAAAGGGUUUACAACAACAAGUUCUUCAUUGUUUACCACAACCAGGUCAGACCAAGAACUCACAGAAACAACAUCUGAUGCAACAGGUACAGUCUCAAUUCAAAGCUCAACAGGUGCUGAGACAAUGGACAAUCAGACAACUGAAACACAUACUAAACAGCCUGUGUCCACACUAGACUCUACUCUAACAGCACAUUCCUCUGAGACAUUGAGCACAGGAAGCACAGUCACAGGUCAAGAUUAUGAAAUAUCUCAAAGUUCAGUUACCACAGGCUCUCUGACUGAAGCAACAGAGUUAUCAGCAAAGCCAUCAGAGUCCACCAUUGUUGAUGUUUCAGAAACUAUGUUCUUCUCUGCACAGACAGAACAUUUAGAUGAUAAAUUAUCUGAAAGCACUGUCACAAGCACAGUUGCAUCAGAGCCAACAUCAAAAGAUAUGCUGUUAUCAUCAUCAAGUUUUACAUCUGUUCUAUUCUCUACAGAAAUUGAGGGUUCGGGAGAUGCAACGUCUGAGAUGCUUAGUAAAGGGUUCACAACAACAAAUGCUUCAUUGUUGACCACAAUCAAAUCAGACAAAGAACUCACAGAUGCAACAUCCGAUGCAACACGUUCAGUAUUAAUGCCUAGCUCAAUAAGUGAUCAGACAACUGAUGAUGAGACAACUGAAACACAUACAAGGCAGCCGGUUUCCACACAAGAUUCUACUCUAACAGCAAGUACCUCUGAGUCAAUGAGCACAGGAAGCACAGUCACAAGUCAAGAUGACAAAAUAUCUCACAGCUCACUUUCCACAGGCUCUUUGAGUGAAGUAACAGAGUUAUCAGCACAGCCAUCAGAGUCCACCAUUGUUGAUGUUUCAGAGACUCUGUUCUCCUCUGCACAGACAGAACAUUUAGAUGAUAAAUUAUCUAAAAGCACUGUCACAAGCACAGUUGCAUCAGAGACAACAUCAAAAGAUAUGCUGUUAUCAUCAUCAAGUUUUACAUCCGUUAUAUUCUCUACAGAAAUUGAUGGUUCGGGGAAUGUGACGUUUGAGAUGCUUAGUAAAGGGUUCACGACAACAGGUUCUUCAUUUUCUAGCACAACCAGGUCAGACCAAGAACUCACAGAAACAACAUCCGAUGCAACAGGUACAGUGUCAAUUCAAAGCUCAACAGGUGCUGAGACAACAGAUGAUCAGACAACUGAAACACAUACCAGGCAGCCUGUGUCCAGAAAAGAUUCUACUCUAACAGCAGGUACUUCUAAGCCAUUGAGCACUGAAAGAACAGUCACAAGUCAAGAUGAUAAAAUAUUUCGCAGUUCAAUUACCACUGGCUCUCUGACAGAAGCAACAGAGUUUCCAGCAAAGCCAUCAGAGUCCACCAUUGUUGAUGUUUCAGAGACUCUGUUCUCCUCUGCACAGACAGAACAUUUAGAUGAUAAAUUAUAUAAAAGCACUGUCACAAGCACAGUUGCAUCAGAGACAACAACAAAAGAUAUGCUAUCAUCAUCAAGUUUUGCAUCAGCUUUAUCAUCCACAGAAAUUGAUGGUUCAGGAGAUGCGACGUCUGAGAUGCUUAGUAAAGGGUUUACAACAACAAGUUCUUCAUUGUUUACCACAACCAGGUCAGACCAAGAACUCACAGAAACAACAUCCGAUGCAACAGGUACAGUCUCAAUUCAAAGCUCAACAGGUGCUGAGACAAUGGACAAUCAGACAACUGAAACACAUACUAAACAGCCUGUGUCCACACUAGACUCUACUCUAACAGCACAUACCUCUGAGACAUUGAGCACAGGAAGCACAGUCACAGGUCAAGAUGAUGAAAUAUCUCACAGUUCAGUUACCAUAGGCUCUCUGACUGAAGCAACAGAGUUAUCAGCAAAGCCAUCAGAGUCCACCGUUGUUGAUGUUUCAGAAACUAUGUUCUUCUCUGCACAGACAGAACAUUUAGAUGAUACAUUAUCUGAAAGCACUGUCACAAGCACAGUUGCAUCAGAGCCAACAUCAAAAGAUAUGCUGUUAUCAUCAUCAAGUUUUACAUCCGUUCUAUUCUCUACAGAAAUUGAGGGUUCGGGAGAUGCAACGUCUGAGAUGCUUAGUAAAGGGUUCACGACAACAAGUUCUUCAUUGUUGACCACAAUCAAAUCAGACAAAGAAUUCACAGAUGCAGCAUCUGAUGCAACACGUUCAGUAUUAAUGCCUAGCUCAAUAAGUGAUCAGACAACAGAUGAUGAGACAACGGAAACACAUACAAGGCAGCCCAUUUCCACACAAGACUCUACUCUAACAGCAAGUACAUCUGAGUCAAUGAGCACAGGAAGCACAGUCACAAGUCAAGAUGACAAAAUAUCUCACAGCUCACUUUCCACAGGCUCUUUGACUGAAGCAACAGAGUUAUCAGAAAAGCCAUCAGAGUCCACUAGUGUUGAUGUUUCAGAGAUCCUGUUCUCCUCUGCACAGACAGAAGAUAUAGAUAAGAAAUCACCUAAAAGCACUGUCACAAGCACAGUUGCAUCAGAGACAACAUCAAAAGAUAUGCUGUUAUCAUCAAGUUUUGCAUCAGCUUUAUCAUCCACAGAAAUGGACGGUUCAGGAGAUGCGACAUCUGAAAUGCUGAGCAAAGGAUUCACAACAACAGAUUCUUUAUUGUUCACCACAACCAAAUCAGACCAAGAACUCACAGAAACAACAUCCAAUGUAACAGGUACAGUCUCAAUUCAAAGCUCAACAGGUGCUGAGACUAUGGACAGUCAAACAACUGAAACACAUACUAAACGGCGUGUGUCCACACUAGAGUCUAUUUUAACAGCACAUACCUUUGAGCCAUUGAGCACAGGAAGCACAACAACAAGUUCUUCAUUGUUCACCACAACCAAAUCAGACAAACUCACAGAAGCAGCAUUUAAUGCAACAGCUUCAGUCUCAAUGCCUAGCUCAACAAGUGCCCAGACUGCAGGCAAGCAAACAACUGAAACACAUACAGAGCAGCCUGUUUCCACACAAGAUGCUACUCUAACAGCAAGUAUCUUUGAGUCAAUGAUCACAGGAAGCACAGUCACAAGUCAAGAUUAUAAAAUAUCUCACAGCUCAAUUACUACAAGUACUGUUACAGAGGCAACAGAACUUUUAGCAAAGCCAUCAGAGUCCACCAUUGCUGAUGUUUCAGAGACUCUGUUCUUCUCUGCACAGACAGAACAUUUAGAUGAUAAAUUAUCUGAAAGCACUGUCACAAGUACAGAUGCAUCAGAGAUGAUGACAAAAGAAGAUGUGCUAUCACCAUCAAGUUUUGUAUCAGUUAAAUCAUCCACAGAAAUUGAUGGUUCAGGAGAUGAGACUUCCGAUAUGUUCAGUAAAGUGUUCACAACAAGAAGUUCCUUAUUGGUCACAACGUCCACAUCAGACCAAGAGAUCACAAAAUCAGCAUCUGAUAUAACAGAUACAGUCUCAAUACUUAGCUCAGCAAGUCCUGGAACCCUAGCCGAUCAGACAACAGAAUCACAUACAAAACACCAUAUUUCUACUCUAGACUCUAGUCUAGCAGAGCAAAUAUCAGAGAAGAUGGCAACAAGUGUAACAUCCAUUUUGUCAUCCUCAGAAACUGAUGGUUCAGAAGCAGUCACUCCCAGUCUAACAAUCAGUUUAUCUCAUUUAAGCACAAGCAAAGUGUUUAUGUCAUCUGACAAAACAACUUUUGUAGAUGCAGAGGAUGGCACAGCAGAUGUUGAGGGAUCAGGAGAUCAGUUUACACAGGUAUCCUCUGUCAUGCAUGUUUCAUCAUCAGCUAUCAAAGCUCAGUCUUCUUCUCCCACAGUUCCUUCAACUAGUACUGCCUUUAUAGUAAAAACUGACCUUGAUGCCACUCAACUAAAAGAUUUUGAUCAGGAUGACAGGUUAACAUUAUCAACUAAAACAUAUGAUAAUUAUACUGUGGCCACUGAUGAGGCUGAAAUUGUUGAAACUAACCACACAAAAAUGCCAGAGCAACGCUCAUCCCAUUCAACAUUGUUCACUACUAAAGCGACACUGCUGUCCAGCACAGUAGUUCAGACAGCAGUGACAGCCCUCUUUAAUGAUGGAAUUACUGAAUUUACAGAAAGUGAAGUAAAUGUUGAUGGUGGCUCUGGUGAUGAAAUAUCAACAGAUGUUCUUGAGUCAAUUCCUUUUCAAGCUACACCAUCAGAAGAUACAGCAUCUUCAACCACAUUCACCCAAACUGAGAAAAGUAUUUUACAUUCAUCUCAACCUGCAACACCUGCUCCAAUAUUGUCAAGCACAUCUAAAGCUUACUCAUUUUCAGACAGACAAAUUACCAUACAGCCAAUCACUGCAGAUAUUAACUUAGAGGGUUCAGCAUUUUUAACCACAAAUGAUGACCAAGAGAUUACGUCACCAGAUGAAUCUACUAGUAAGAUAUCAGAAACACCAACAACCAAAACAUAUGAAGAAUAUGUAAGAACUGAUGAGGCGGAAAUUGAUGAGACAAGUUUCUCCAGCGUUGAAUCUGUCACUGGUACUACAGAAAGUCAGUCCGCUUUAUCCCCAUUUCCCUCAUUCAUGAGCUCCACCGAGCCAACUAUAACAGUUAAAGCUUCAAUUUUAGAUGAUGGCAGUGGUGAUACAACAGAGGACUCAACAGAGGGCGAUGAAGCAGAAGAAGAUGGCUCAGGUGUUGACACAACUCCUGCAACAUCAUCACCUUUGGUUUCAAGGUCAGUGGUGACAGAGACAACCAUUAGCCCAACAUCCUUCAGGAUAGCCAGCACUGGAGAUGAAAAUACAAACAAAACGGUUUCACAUAAAACCAUCACACCUGAAAUGCAGAGAUUUUCCUCAAGCACUCCGGUCGUAGCACAGACAGAGUACAAACCAUCUGUUGGUUCUAUAACAGCCUCAGAAUCCACUAGUUUUACGGCUCCUAACACAUAUAUUACAUCUUCUGAUAUUGUAAGCAGCCUCACUGCAUUGCCUAUAUCAGUGACAUCCCAAGGUCCUGUGUCCGUCCCCACACCAUCAGUCUUCUACAAGGACAUUACUGACCAGCAAGUAACAGGUGUAACUCCAACAAGCACUGUCUUAAUAUUUACAGAAGAUGAAAAAGAUGAAGAUAAACUGUUUUCAACAGUAACAGAGAGUAUGAGAGAUCAUAGCAUCAAACUUGAUGUUAUCACUAAAGAUGACAUAAUCAUUGAUGCAGAUGCUGUGUCUAUUUCUGAGCUGUCUUCACCUUUUGCCCCGACAAUUAUAACAGAAGAAGCCAUCGGAGAUACGGAAAUUGUCAUGACGCCACAACCCUCAAGUAUAAUGACAGAAGAAACAGAUGGUUCCGGAAUAGAGGGCACUGAGUUAAAUCAACUCCAUGUGACAUAUCAAACAGGAGAGAUAUUGGUUAAACAAACAACAUCAGAACCAGACAUCCUGCAGAGCAGUUCAACAUAUGUAGAUGAAGAAGCGCAAGCAACACUAUCUCCUGAGGCUACUAGUGCUUACUUACUCCAAUCUUCACUAGUUGGUAAAAUCUUCACAGAAUCCACAGAAGCUACAAUGGAAAUACUGACUGAAGAUUUAUCUGAAGCCAGUACAUCUACCGUGGAUUAUAGUGUAAAAACGUUAAGUUUAACCCCCAAGACAUCUCAAGCAGCUACUUUAUCCACAGAACAUUUUAAGACCACUGCUACUACUUAUACCAAAACAGCAGUGACAGCUGAUUUAACAGUUGGAACUGAGGAACCGCUAGACAGCAAAGGUGUAGAUACCAUUGAACCCUCUACCGAUGAGACAAUUGGGGAGAGUGAAUUAACAAGCACAGAUACAACCUCCACAUCUGGUAUUACAAAUCCAUUAAAUUCAUCCAUAGAUGAUGGCUCGGGUGACUUGUUUACAGAAGGUCUGACUAAUUUAACCCCUUUAACAGCAGCAGAGGAAGAUUUGUCCACUUUAUCAUAUAUUUCAGUGUCAUCAUCUAUAGCUACGGAUGUUGUGAUUCACUUAGCAACAACGCCUUUGCCUAAAACAGUAACAGUAACUGAUAGGGAGCCAUAUGAACAAGCUUUGUCUGAUAUGACAGUUACACAUGAGCCCCAGACAAAUUUCAGGACAGAUGGAGAAAUACCACUGAUUUCAACGAUCAUACCAAAACCCCUUAUAUCUGCAUCAAAGUUUAAUGACAGUACAGAGAUAGCAACAUUUACAGGAUCUCCUAACACUACACAAAUACCAGUGGUAAGAGAUCAACCAACCAACACACCAGAUAGUUUAGAUUACACAACACUUUUCUCUGAAAGAAGGACAGAUGACAUGGAUUAUGGAACAGCAUCAGAACCUUUUAGUGUAGAGUCUAUACCGGAUUUCGUUCAAAAAACUGAAUCAACAACAAAACUAGACACUGAAACUGAGACUAGUUUAGAGAACACACUACCAGAUGUCACGCAUGCUCCAAGUUCUGCUGCGAUAUAUGAAGAAAAAAUUCUGGAAGGUCAAAGAGUUGAAAAUAUAACUACACCUAAACCAGACACAGGUCUCGUGACCACUGCACGACCUGAAUAUGAGGGUUCUGAAAUGACCACUAGCUCUAAAAGCAGCCUGGAGGAGGCUUCAGUUAUCAUGCCGUCAUCGGAAGAGGUUCAGACAGUGAUUAUGUCGACUGCAACGACUUCACCCUUGCUUUGGACAUCUGAGUCUUUAAGUAAGGAAAAUGCCUCUAGGACACAGGAGGCAGCUGGUCAGAUUGAGGAUGCUUUAACUCCAACUGCUAAGAUUUCAUUUCUGUCGUCAGAAGAUUCUGAGGUUGAAGGCUCACCAUUUGACAUUCCAGGUGUUCACAGCUGUUCUGAUAAUGUCUGCUUGAAUGGUGGCUCUUGUUUAAAAAUGGGUGGUGCUCAGAUCUGCAGCUGUCCAUCUGGAUACAGUGGGGAACUCUGUGAAAGAGAUUUUGAUGAAUGUCACUCAAAUCCGUGUCGUAAUGGUGGAACAUGUAUUGAUGGCCUGAACUCCUACACCUGUUUAUGUCUACCAAGUUAUACAGGAGCACUGUGUGAGCAAGACACGGAAACAUGCAGCUACGGCUGGCACAAGUUUCAGGGUCACUGCUACAAAUACAUUCCCAAUCGGCGUAACUGGGAAACAGCAGAGCAUGAGUGUCGCAUCCAGGGGGCACACCUUGCAAGUGUCCUGACCCAUGAGGAGCAGCAGUACAUCAACCGCCUUGGUCAUGAUUACCAGUGGAUUGGUCUGAAUGAUAAGAUGUUUGAGAAUGAUUUCCGGUGGACAGAUGGUAGUGUUGUGCAAUAUGAAAACUGGAGACCAAACCAGCCGGACAGUUUCUUCUCUUCUGGUGAAGACUGUGUGGUAAUGAUCUGGCAUGAGGACGGUCAGUGGAAUGACGUACCCUGCAACUACCACCUCACCUUCACCUGCAAGAAGGGCACAGUAUCUUGCAGUCAGCCACCUGUGGUCCAUAAUGCCCGCACAUUUGGACAGGCACGUCCAAGCUAUGAGAUCAACUCCUUGAUCAGGUACCAGUGCAAAGAUGGUUUUAUCCAGAGACACGUUCCCACAAUUCGCUGCAGAGGAGAUGGUUCAUGGGAUCUCCCCAGAAUUUCCUGCUUAAGUCCAUCCAACUUUCAAAGGAGUUAUGCGAGAAGAUAUCAGACAUACAGCCUUUAUCGCCAUCAAAAGAGAUCUAUAGGAACGUCUGCUGAUAUACACUGACGACACCAUUACUUUGGUGCAAUACAUCCUCGGACACAACAGUAGUUGCAACCACAGUUGGAAACCUUAAUGUUAGGGUCCUCCCAGUAUAUUUUUGAUAGCUUAUGACGGACCUGCUUGCUAGGUGAAAUGAAAAUGAAAAGGAUGACACAACAUUCAACAUAGAGUGGGAUAUCACUGGAAUCAAACAGUGCCUUUAAAAAUAUUUUUAAGAGUUUUUUAUAGAGAUGAUUUUCAGAAAGCAUAAAGGACACACAUUCAGCUGGCCUCUGAAAAAAACAAAAGACUGUUUGAUCUACCUUCCAACUCUUUCUGUUUUUAACUUGGAAGUGCGUUUAUAAUCCAAAAUCCACAUAUAAUUGAAACUGAAUUACUGUACAAUAAUGCAACUAGCAUGUUUUGAUAUCAUAAAAAGCAGUAUAUUUCAAUGCAUUUAAACACUUAAAUGACAAUGACAUGAAAAGCCAUGUAGAUUUUAUAUUAUUUAUUAUCUUAUCUGUUUGAUGUCUGUUUUAAGUGUUUACAAUGAAUAUCCUGUUUCACCAAUUUUUAAAUUUAGUAACAAAAAUUACAGAUUUCCUUGUAUGGUUUUAUACUACUUUGAAGAGAAUGUACUUUGUGAGAUGCUUAAAAAGACUUGAACAAAUGCCUUUUUAACAAGAUGCCUAUAAUUUAUUUCUUAUGCUGCUCUCUGUCUUCUUGUUGCUUUACUCAUGUGCUUAGAAUAUAAUGUAUCUUAGCCAAACUGCACACUGUCAGAAUGAAUUAUGUUAGAACACAAUUUUUGUCACUCACUUUCAUUGAUGUGACUAGUAUAAUUGCAACUUACUUGUGAAAUAUGAACAUUGUGGUGAAAUUUGGGGUGUAUCAGUGGACCAAAGGAAUAUUUACAUUAACAGCUUUGGUUCUGCAGUUUGUUGUGCUUCAUAAAUUAUUAAUAAUGAUCAUCCAUUUGUUUAGGCCCAUGCAUUUGUUCUUUGAAUUUUUUUGUAAGUUGUCUUGUUGUUUCAGUUGUUUUUGUUUUGUUGUGAAACUGCACAUAUCUUUUUAUAUAUUUAUGGUAUACUUGUUUUUUUUUUGUAACAUGUGAUUGUCUAUGAAAUGUGUCACCAUAAAUGCAAAGUUUAUUAAAUUUUGAAUUAUUUUUUUCCAGUUUUGAUAUGCAGCAACUUUGGGGAAAAGUUUUACACGAUGCUCCUAGUUAACAAUACUCAUUUGUGGGCUGUAAUUCAUGUUUUGUAUUGAUCAUAUAAAAUUUGAUUGAUUUUUUUUUACUGAUAUAAAAUCUAUAUAAUGUAAAUAAUAUUAUAAAUAAAACACAAAUUCACAGCAAUUAA